CGACUGAAAUUGAAGAAUGGCUGCAACUCAUGUUUCAAGGAAUUGUAAUGCUUUCCGGGUUCUUUUCAGCUCUUACUUCCACAGAGAUCUCCGCCGUCGGAUGGCCACUAUGCCCACCGGCAGAGCCGCAGAUCCCGCCGUUCAUUCCGUGGAACCAGAAGUAAUUGAGGCAGUUGACGCGAUAAAGGAACAUGGGUUAAACCCAAAAGGCAGUGAAACAGAGUACCAACCUUCCGGCGGCGGCGGUUCAGUUCCUUUAUCCCCGUCAAAGCCACCUCUCCCGUCGUCUCCUAAGCUGGAGAGCGUUGGUGUGAAUACGCCCUGCAAUCCUACCACCCAGCAAAAACGUCGAUUUCAGGCAGAGAAAGCGAUCUGUGCUAGCUUAGAGUUGCCGGAGGAGAGGAAAGAAGAGAGGAGGAAGCAGAGGAAAGAGCAGGAAGAGGAUGACAAGAAGUAUUUCGAGAGCCGCAAGGCAUCUCCGUUGUCGGAGAUAGAAAUUGCUGAUACUAGAAAGCCGAUCACUCAAGCAUCUGACGGGACUGCAAACGACGGUAGCAGUGGGGAAGGGGCGGUGGUAAUGUUUAGCGAUGAGCAGAUGGAUACGGAGGUGGAUUCGUUGACGAGGGCGGCGGAGAUGUGGAACAAGGCUAGGGAGAGUGGCGACCCGGAUUCGCCACAUGGAAGGAUCCUCAGGGAGCUUCGAGGGGAAUACUAGUAGUGAAAUUAGUUUUUAAAAAAAAUAAACAAGUAGUGAA
Molecule: messenger RNA, 755 nt
Organism: Impatiens glandulifera
Lineage: Eukaryota; Viridiplantae; Streptophyta; Magnoliopsida; Ericales; Balsaminaceae
Exons: 2
Coding region: 17-715 (232 amino acids)
Source: RefSeq, a predicted model, not a curated record